Messenger RNA from Tupaia belangeri chinensis (Chinese tree shrew), 3543 nucleotides. RefSeq names its product MAF bZIP transcription factor K (gene MAFK). Bases 189 to 659 code for a protein of 156 amino acids. Gene Ontology annotation, biological process: regulation of transcription by RNA polymerase II. Gene Ontology annotation, cellular component: nucleus. The transcript is spliced from 3 exons. NCBI's taxonomy places the organism in Eukaryota, Metazoa, Chordata, Mammalia, Scandentia, Tupaiidae. Gene Ontology annotation, molecular function: RNA polymerase II cis-regulatory region sequence-specific DNA binding; DNA-binding transcription factor activity, RNA polymerase II-specific. The record is from RefSeq and is a predicted model, not a curated record.
CCCACCUCCCCAGUCUCCGGCCACAGCCUCUGAACCCACUGCCCACUGGGAGGCCCCAGCCCGCCCCUUGGGCCACAGGGUCAUGGCGUGUGGGGCCGCUUAGGUGGAAGCGGUGAUGUCUCAGCUGCAGUGCCCUUCGUGGUGUUACGAUUUCCAAGCAGUUCCGUCCUGGUGACUGUGCCCAGGUUAUGACGACUAAUCCCAAACCAAACAAGGCAUUAAAGGUCAAGAAGGAGGUGGGCGAGAACGCCCCAGUGCUCAGCGACGAUGAGCUGGUGUCCAUGUCGGUGCGGGAGCUGAACCAGCACCUGCGGGGCCUCAGCAAGGAGGAGGUGACACGGCUGAAGCAGCGCCGGCGCACACUCAAAAACCGUGGUUACGCAGCCAGCUGCCGCAUCAAGCGGGUGACACAGAAGGAGGAGCUGGAGCGGCAACGGGUGGCGCUGCAGCAGGAAGUGGAGACACUGGCCCGCGAGAACAGCAGCAUGCGGCGCGAGCUUGAUGCCCUGCGCGCCAAAUACGAGGCCCUGCAGACCUUCGCCCGCACUGUGGCCCGCGGGCCCGUCGUGCCCACCAAGGUGGCCACCACCAGCGUCAUCACCAUCGUCAAGUCUACCGAGCUCUCCUCCACCUCUGCACCCUUCUCUGCUGCAUCCUAGUGCCCACGGGUGUGAGGGGUGCGUCCCCCAUGCCUGUCAGAGGGCCCCUGCAACAGACUCUUCACACCCACAUCAAGGUGCAGACUGCGAUGGGGCUGGGGCAGCCCAUGCCAGGGACAGGCUUGUAGGUGCAGGAUGGAGAGUAGGCUCUUGUGAGCCUGCAUGCAUCGCACCACCCCCACACGCACACAUGUGCAUAUACACUCACACACCCCGUCCUUUCUCCCCAGAAGAUGUGACUGUUCCUAGGAGUUGGUGACUUGCCCCCACAGGAGAUAGGAUGCAUAGAGGGAAGUCCUUAGAAGGUCAUGCCGUCUCCUGCAGGGUCUGCCAGAAGAAAGGGCCCUGGGAGUCAGGCCCCUGCGGCCUACAGGGUGGGAGUCUUGUCUUCCAGAUUUCCUCCUGUGAGUAGCCUGUUGGUGCCUGGGCUGUUGUGGCCCAUCAGCCGGUGCAGGAGCCUCCCUCUACCCUGACAGAACUCCCGCAGCCCCAGAGGGGGAGUGCGACCGCAGAGUGUGCUGCUGGCAAUCCUGUUCUUCCAGCUGUCCUGUCCACACACACAGUGACCUGCUUUAGCCCUUAGUGUGAGGCCUGUGCCCUGUAAAGCAGAUAAGGGAAGGGCCGCCUAAGCGGGCCAGUGUGUGUGCAUGUGUAUACACAUGUACAUGGUGUGUGUGCAGAGGCAUUUCUGCUGUCACAGCAGCAUGCUGGUAGCAGCAUUGGGGGCCUUGGGGGAGUGGCUUGGUGGCUGGUUGUAUAGGGAGGGCCUGUGGGUAUGUGUGGCAGAGAGUUGCACGCAUGUUGUGAAGUUUUCCCAGUGUCUGGUGACCCAGGGAGGUCGCCUGGUGAAGCUCAGUAGUAGCUGCCUGGCUGCAGGACACCCAACCCUGCAGGCUGGUCCCUGGGUGUCUGUGGAGAUGAGGAGCAGGAAAGUCCCAUUACUGAUGAAGAGCAGUCCUCAGCUGGUUUCCUGGAGCUACUUCUGACUGGGUGUGCUCAGUGUCGAGGAGAAUGUGGAGGUCUUUCGGGGGUACAGAGAUGGGCUGCUGCAGCUGGGAGAAUAGCUGAGUCUUUAGGAUGUUGGUGGAGGUGCGGGCUGGGCAUUCUUUGAGGGAUGAGCUGGCAGCCACCUGUGGUUUCUGCUGCUGGGGAGGAGGCAUAUGGGUGGGACCCAGGACACAGGCCCCUGUGACAUAGAGGAGGCCCAUGCAGUGAGGAGUGGAGAGUCAGAGGGUGUGACAGGAGGGGAGGUGGCUGGGCACUGGGCCAGGAGAGCCCUAUGGGUGUGCUUCCUGUGCUCAAAUCAGCCAGGUGCACCUUGACAAGCUGUCGGUGGGUAGACAGGACUCUGCAACUUGGUGCUUGGCCAUCGCCUGGAACCUGCUUUGUUCCUGGCACUCUGAGCCACUGAUGAUGGCCUCGAGGAACUUUCUUGGGCUUCCUUCCUCUGCCUUUCCUGUGACUGGGACCUCAGCAGUCGGUGGGGGCAGUGGUCCUAGAGCCUCUGCCAUCAGCCAGAAGUCCCAUGUAGGACAAGCAGAGGCAGUGCAGGAGGCUUCAGUGCCUCAACGCCCAGUUCCCUCCCAGUCCUCCCCUCACUGAGAUCCCCAGCAAGCUACAACCUCUCGUGUAAAGUGUUGACCACGUCAGGAAGGUGUAGGACAGGCUGCCCCUAGGGCAGCAGCUUGAUUCUGGGUCUGCUGAUAGAAGUAAACAGAAAGUGUCUGGGUUUGGCUGGCCAUUCACCAGGUCCUGGGGGAGUGCCAAGGAUUAGGCCAAGCUGCGGGCCCAACCAGUGCUGGGGGGUGUGCUGGAUCUUAGAGCAAAAGGCCCAGAUGUUUUUUAAAAAGCUGUUGAUACCAUAGCCAUGGUAGGUAAUCCAUAUUGGAUAUCAAUAAGGACCAUGGGGAAAUAUUUAAAGAGAGAGAAAAAGAAUAUAUAUAUAUAUAUAUAAAAUUAUAUACACAUUUUAUCAUACACAUUUUCGUAACAUUUUCUUUUCCAGUUUGAUACUGUAACUUUAUUAAAGCAGAGCCACAUUGGAUGGUUGGGUGGGAUGGGAGUAUUGGCCUCCUUCCUGGCUGCCUGCUGCCUCCCCUUAGUCUUCCUGUGGACAGUGCCAGGCAAACUGGAAGCAAGGCCUGCCCUCCUGCCCCCAGCAGGUGUUGCUCAGCAGCAAGGCACCCCACUGUGGGCUGCUGCAGGUUGUAAAUUCUGUCCAGUAAUGGGAAUUCCAGUAAUGGGAAUUCUUGGUGUCCCCAUCCUGUGGGACAUUUGCAGGCAGGUGACUGUCGGUUGUGGGUGGCUGUCACCCCCAGCCUUAGUGCUUUGCUGGAGUGUCCUCCUCCUAGGCCUUCAGGCUGGAUAGAGCUACCCUCACCACCAGGGGGUGCCUCUGCCCAGGCCUUGCUGCCCAGGAUCAGGGCCAGGAAAGGAAGAUGAGCAAGCUCUGCUUUUCCUUUCACAUCAUUGAAAUUUCAUUGUCACGAUUUAAUAUAUGGAUUUUUUUUUUUUAAUUUAAGAGAAAAGACAAGGACCUCUCUGUCGUGUGGGUUUGUUUUCUGUCUCUGUGCCUCAGAUUUCCCAAAGCAGGCAGAUCUUUGCUUUUUCAAAGGCAAUAGGGACCCUCCGUCUGCUGCAUCUCGGCUCCAGUUUCUCCUGGCCUCUGUGCUACUCGGCAGUUUCAUUUCAAUAUUUAUUUUUGUGCUGCUUUGUACCGUGAUAUAAAUUAUUGAGAAGGGGUCAUACGUGUGGACCCUUAUUGGGCGCAUGGCCUGCGCUCGUACCCCGCCCUGCCCCCGUCUCCACCACCACCUAAUUUAUUGCUGUACAUCUCGCUGCUUGACUGCUUUUGUACCUUUGCAAUAAAGAAUUUUGUUUCAGA